UUCUAUCGCUUGGUUGGACCGGAUUCUCUCCAGUUUAUUCAAAAGAAACAGGAACGACCGAAACCAGAUUUGGAAGCUGAACGACAGGCUUAUACGUUGUUCUAUCGGAAAAAGACGAAAAAGGCCAACGAAAAUGGGACGCGUUUCCGAAGCGAGGAUAUUCCGAAAAGCUUCACUGAGCUGCGAGGUUUUGUAUCGCCAUUGGGAUCGAAAUCUGGUCCGCUUGACGCUCAACAAUCCCGCUCCCGAGCGUAUUAUGAGAGCAUCAUAAACGGUGAUGUGGAUGAAGAAAGCACUCGGCAGGUGAGGGAU
This is a messenger RNA of Ostertagia ostertagi, 312 nucleotides long. The record is from the annotation of a GenBank genome assembly. NCBI's taxonomy places the organism in Eukaryota, Metazoa, Nematoda, Chromadorea, Rhabditida, Trichostrongylidae.